AUGAUGGAAAAGAAUUCGAAAGAUACUCAACAAGCUAGUGAAAUGAAUGCGUAUAACAUCUCGGGACCAUCUCAACAAAAUCACCAAAAGACCGUUAACGGCUCUGAAAAAAGAAAGGCGGAAACAAGCGAGUAUGAUAUGUGGAAGUUUUCGUACAGUUUAGUAAAAAACGGAUACAGUAUACUGGCGCCGGAGCCGUCGCAGAGAAGCAGAAGCUACCGCGACCUCAUCCUGCAGGAAAUGAACUGGAUGGCGUUGGACUAUUACCAGGAGAGGAGAUGGAAGUCCCAUAUCGCAAAAGAGAUAUCAAACUCAAUAAACACAUCGAUAAUAGACAGGAAAAAAUUGAAGAGAGACUGGCCGUCGAAGCAGUGUUCAUACAACGUGGAAAUGUUUUGGCUUAAACUAAAGGAAACAGGAGAAAACUCGGGAAUAUCAAACGCACUUCAAGAGUACUGCCAAAGAAUGGUGUCAGGGAAGAACCUGUGGUUCAACUCCCACGAGGUGGUCGAGGAGGCGCCGCCGAAGAGGAACGACCUGCUGGCAAUAACAGUGCCAGUCUACAAAAACGCGAACACGAACUCGGUGAACAUUGCGAAAAAUGAGGUGGUCAACGCGACGCUGAACCACAUGCUGGUGCUGGGCGCAGAUCUGUACCCUCAGUAUCACAGGCCACCAGACGACGAGAUAGACGUCUUCACACUCCCAGCACUGAACCCGAAGCACGAGUUCGACUAUAACACACUGCUGCUCAUGCUCUAUUCACUACAGGGAAACAUGCUCAAGAAGAUGUCAAGACAGGAGUUGAAGGCGAUACUGACGAACGUGAACAAGUACAAGACGUAUCAACAGCAGCAGACAGCCCCGACGCAGCCGCUGAGAAGACUCCCGAGGGACGACAUAGACCCGUUCUCGCUGAGCGUCAACUACAGAGAUUUCCUGGACAACUCGCCAAUGCAGCCAAUGUACGUGCAGAAGAUGGUGCUGAAGUGGGAGGACCCGGUGAUCAACGACUCGGACUUUGAGCUGCUGGACUCGUGGAUGCUGGAGAAGAGGUGCUGGCCGUUGAUCUCAAUAGCACUGAACCUGAGGUCGAGCUCAGGAGGACUGAUGCGCAGAGACUUCAGCCCGAGAGCGUGCAGAGAGGCCUUUAAAAAAAUAAAAAAGACGCCGAGGGGGCUGGUCAACUCGUCGAAGAAGCUGCUGGGCCCGAAGCAGACGAAGACGAUUCUGAGCUUCAUAGACGCGCCGCCAGGAAACUAUAAGUUCAAGCUCAUAGUGCCGCCGGAGAGCGCGACCGCAGACCCUAACGUCAAAUUGAUGACAUCUGAGUCUGGAGAAAGUCAAAUGAAGACGCUCUUCGGAGAAGUGUUCAGGUACUACAGAGAGGAGAGUAAGCUUUACUCAAUGACGCAGGCAGGAAAGAAGGAGACCUUCUACUCGAUCCUGAGGCUGGGAGGAGACCACAAGGCGGACAAGAAGCUGCUGCUGAAGGAGGUGGAGUCGGAGUGCUCGGACGCCUUCAUGGUCCCCCUGAACGCAAAGGUGGAAGUAAUGUCGACGAACCCGUCAGUCAGCAUGCCAACAGGGCUCGUGGAGCUGAUGAGUUACGACGGGAACAUGGAGCAGUUCAUAAUCGUGAAGAGGGGCACGAAGAAGGCACCAGAAGGGGCGCCGAGUGCGCAGGCGAGAAACAGGUUCGUGCGCUACUCAGGAAGACGCUUCGGCGUGAACCACAGGUUCAGCUCGCUCAACUCAGUGGUCACGCUGGCGACGAGCCUGAACAGCCACGACAACGUGGUGAGGAACCUGGGCUACUCGGAGCUGUCGACGAGGAUCAACAAGCAGCUGAGAAUAGGAUUCGUGGGGAUCCCGACGAAGAUGUUCGUGUACUCGCUCUUCUACUGCGGAAGGAUCAAGCCAGACUUCAGAGUGAGGAGAGUGGCGCUCUCGAUCUCGAGCAUCAACAAGUUCAUGCCGCCGCCGCACCUGCUCUACGGAAGAAUGUUCGACACCGAGAUCAGCCUGGUGCUGAACAAGCCGAGACCGAUGCCCUACGACAAGCAGAGGUCUAAGUCGUCGGAGUCCCAGGACACCUUCACCAAUGAGCUGGUGCAGACCUACUCGAACGAGGUGAACUCGUACCUGAAGACGAAGGCAGACGAAACGAACCUGCCGACAGUGCUCUCGAUGUUCGCGCAGGUGUCGCUGGCAAAGGGCAACCUGACGAACCAGAGCUGCUUCUCGAACAAGAAGAUACCAAUAGUGGCCUCCGGAUUCAGCUCGUCAGCAAACACGAGCAAUUCGAGCUCGACGCCCACAGAUAGGAAGAAGACCAUGGCAAACUCCUUCGAAAGCACGCCGAGGCAGAAGACGAGGCAGGGAGCAGAGCUGACGAUCCCACUCGAGAAUUUGCAGAGCUUCAGGCCGAGGCAGGAUGCGGUGUUGCGAAGGCACGUGCAGCACCCUCACGGCAUCAUGUCGCUGCACCAGUACCAGCAGAUGCAGAUGAUGUACAACAUGAUGAACGCAAUGCAGCAGCAAAUGAAACAGAUGAACAACAUUAACAUGAUGAACCUGAGUCAGCAGAUGAACGCAAUGAACAACAUUAACGCGGGCAUGGGAAACCUGGGCAACAUGAACAUGGCCGCAGGCAUUAACAUGGCAAUGGGCCAGCCGAUCAACAGCAUUGGCUCCAUGAAUCAGCAGCUGAGCUCAAUGGGCCAGCAGAUUAACGCGAUGAACCAGGGCAUGGGAGGAAUGAGUCAGCAGCUCGUGUACAACAUCCAGAACCAGCCGAUGCAGCACUACCAGGAGGAGGAGUCGUAUCAGUACAGGUACGACCAGCAGAGGCCAAGGCACUCCUAA
Messenger RNA from Theileria orientalis strain Shintoku, 2868 nucleotides. RefSeq lists its product as uncharacterized. The record is from RefSeq and is a predicted model, not a curated record. NCBI's taxonomy places the organism in Eukaryota, Apicomplexa, Aconoidasida, Piroplasmida, Theileriidae. The transcript has 3 exons. Bases 1 to 2868 code for a protein of 955 amino acids.